This is a messenger RNA of Trematosphaeria pertusa, 763 nucleotides long. Its product is annotated as GINS complex, Sld5 component. Gene Ontology annotation, biological process: double-strand break repair via break-induced replication; DNA-templated DNA replication. The record is from RefSeq and is a predicted model, not a curated record. The transcript is spliced from 3 exons. NCBI's taxonomy places the organism in Eukaryota, Fungi, Ascomycota, Dothideomycetes, Pleosporales, Trematosphaeriaceae. Gene Ontology annotation, cellular component: GINS complex. The coding region runs from base 95 to 763 and encodes 222 amino acids.
CCAUGUCUCGCACAUGUCCAAACUCAAAUUUCGAUCCAGACAGCUCAACCUCUGCCCAUGACUCGCCUCCAUUGCACAUACCGCCGCCACAAUAAUGGAUAUCGAUGACCUGCUCGCCGAAGUCGCGAUCGACAGCACGCCGCGGGAAACACGCGACUUGCAGGAAUUGACAAGGUGUUGGGUUGCGGAGCGCGUGGCGCCGGAGAUUUUGCAGUGGCCGGGGGAGACGAUGGAUAGGGUGUUGGAGAGGGUGAGACGGCAGAUUGAGCUUGUCGAAGAUCAGACGGGGAAUAUGGACCCGAAGACGAAUUUCAAGUUGAUUGUUAUUCAGACGGAGUUGGAGAGAUUUAAGUUUUUGGUUCGGAGCUUUUUGAGGGCGAGAUUGAAGAAGAUCGACACACACCCCCUCCACAUCCUCAACCAACAUAACGCCUCUCUUGCAUCGCCUCGGCCCCUCCUCUCCCCUUCCGAACACCAAUACCUAACUUCGCACCAAGCGCUUCUCUCUUCCCACUACUCCGCCUCCUUCCUUUCCCAGUUUCCAGCGAGCUUGCAGCGACUAGAUGAUACGACUGGCGGCAUUAGCAUGGUGGACAAGCCGGACGAGGAUAGGGCGGUUUUUGUAAGAUGUUUGAGGGAUGUGGGCGAGGUGUGGGUCGAAGGAACGGAUAGAAGGUUUGAGAUGAAGAGGGGGGAUGUUUGGGUUGUGAGGUGGAGUGCUGUGAGGGGGUGGGUGGGGAGUGGGGAUUGUGAGUUGAUAUGA